Lagenorhynchus albirostris (white-beaked dolphin) is the source of this 4313-nucleotide messenger RNA. It is a transcript of the gene POP1, whose product is annotated as POP1 homolog, ribonuclease P/MRP subunit. The transcript has 16 exons. The coding region runs from base 137 to 3187 and encodes 1016 amino acids. Gene Ontology annotation, biological process: tRNA 5'-leader removal. NCBI's taxonomy places the organism in Eukaryota, Metazoa, Chordata, Mammalia, Artiodactyla, Delphinidae. The record is from RefSeq and is a predicted model, not a curated record. Gene Ontology annotation, cellular component: nucleolar ribonuclease P complex; ribonuclease MRP complex.
CCUGGCACCUCUUUCUGUUACCCAAGAACUGGGUUCACGUCUUGGUGGAUGUCAAGACAAACAAAACUAAACAAAACCAAAAAAACCAACCAAGGCAAAGAUCAGGAGAAGGAAGGAUUUAUUAUUUGCUGCAAAAAUGUCUAAUGCAAAAGAAAGGAAACAUGCUAAGAAAAUGAGAAACCAGCCUACCAAUGUGACUUUAUCCUCUGGCUUUGUGGCUGACAGUGGUGUAAAGUACCAUAAUGGAGGUAGAAAACCUUUCCAGUCUCCAAAAGAGCCUCAUUCUGGACCUCCACGACAGCGGCAAACCAAAACGAGCCACCAUUCGCUGGCUGAGUCUGAUGCGAAGGAGCAGCCUUCCUCUAGGGUAACCUUUAAAAAAAAGGGAGGAUGGAAAGCAGGUCCCGAGGGCACUUCUCAGGAGAUUCCCAAGUAUAUAACCGCUUCUACUUUUGCUCAAGCUCGAGCUGCUGAAAUCAGUGCCAUGUUGAAAGCAGUGGCCCAGAAAUCUUCUAAUUCACUGGUUUUCCAGACACUGCCACGGCACAUGAGACGAAGAGCCAUGAGUCACAAUGUCAAACGCCUUCCUCGACGGUUACAGGAGAUUGCCCAGAAAGAGGCAGAGAAAGCGGUUCAUCAGAAAAAAGAACACUCAAAAAAUAAGUGCCAUAAAGCUCGGCGAUGUCACAUAAACCGGAUGCUAGAAUUUAACCGGAGACAAAAGAAGAACAAAUGGCUAGAAACUCACAUCUGGCACGCGAAGCGGUUUCACAUGGUCAAGAGGUGGGGCUACUGCCUGGGGGAGAGGCCGACAGUCAAGAGCCACAGAGCCUGCUAUCGAGCCAUGACGAGCCGCUGCCUCCUUCAGGAUUUAUCCUACUACUGUUGUUUGGAGUUGAAGGGCAAAGAGGAAGAAAUACUGAAGGCACUUUCUCCAAUGUGUAGCAUAGACACAGGAUUGACUUUUGCAGCAGUUCACUGUUUGUCUGGAAAGCGCCAAGGUAGGCUCAUGCUUUACCGGGCAAAUAAAUACCCUAGAGAAAUGCUGGGUCCUGUGACAUUUAUCUGGAAGGCUGAGAGGACCCCUGGUGACACUUCUGAGAGCAGGCACUUGUGGAUAUGGCUUCAUCCAAGUCUUAAACAGGAUAUCUUAGAGGAAAUAAAAGCAGUGUGCCAGUGUGUGGAACCCGCCAAGUCGACUGUCUGCCUCCCUGAUCCCCUUCUGACACCAUCCCAAGAAAAAAGCCAAACUGACCUGCCCACAGAGCAAAUUGGCAAGAAAAGAAAAUGGGAAGAUGAUGAGGAAAAUACUAAACCAAUUAAAAAAGUCACCGGUGAUGGGACUAGAGAUCCACUUCAGCCGUAUUCUUGGAUCUCUCCAACCACAGGCAUUGUAAUCAGUGAUUUGACGAUGGAGAUGAACAGAUUCCGGCUGAUUGGUCCACUUUCCCACUCCAUCCUAACUGAAGCACUCAAAGCUGCUUCUGUCCACACUGAGGGAGAGGACACAGAGAAGACACCUCACUGUUGGUGGAUUGAAACCUGCAGGAAUCCUGAUAGCGUUUCCCUUCAUCACAGACAGGAAACCAUCUUUGAAUUGUUGGGAGGAAUAACAUCACCAGCAGAAAUUCCAGCAGGUACUGUUCUGGGACUGACAGUUGGUGAUCCACGAAUAAAUUUGCCUCAAAAGAGGUCCAGAGUUUUGCCCAAUCCAGAAAAAUGCCAAGAUAAUGAGAAAGUUAGACAGCUGCUUCUGGAGGGUGUGCCUGUGGAGUGUUCGCAUAGCUUUCUUUGGAACCAAGAUAUCUGUAAGAGUGUCACAGAGAAUAAAAUCUCGGAUCAGGAUUUAAACCGGAAGAGGAGUGAAUUGCUGGUGCCCGGGUCACAGCUUUUUUUAGGUCCCCAUGAAUCCAAGGUUCCUAUACUUUUGAUUCAACAGCCAGGAAAAGUGACUGGUGAUGACCAGCGAGGCUGGGGAAGUGGCUGGGAUGUCCUCCUCCCAAAGGGCUGGGGCAUGGCUUUCUGGAUUCCAUUUAUCUAUCGAGGUGCAAGAGUUGGAGGAUUAAAAGAGACUGUAGUGCAUUCUCAGUAUAAAAGGUCACCUAAUGUCCCAGGUGAUUUCCCAGACUGCCCUGCUGGGAUCCUCUUUGCUGAAGAGCAAGCUAAGAAUCUUCUUGAAAAGUACAAAAGACGCCCUCCGGCAAAACGGCCCAACUACGUUAAGCUUGGCACCCUGGCACCUUUCUGCUGUCCCUGGGAGCAGUUAACUCGAGACUGGGAAUCAAGAGUCCAGGCCCAAGACGCAUCGUCUGCAGCUUCCUCUCCAGGUGGUGAGGAGAGUAGCCUGAGGAGAGAUGUGGUGCCUUGUGCUCCCAUGCCUGGAAGGACUCGACAGCUGUCUGAUGACGAGGGCACACCCCUAAACGACUCCAGCGAGCCCAAGGGAGUGAUGGACACAGAUGGUCCAGCCCGGGCGGGGACGGAGCGGGUAGUGGGCCAGGGUGCCACCGGCAGUCUCCUCUGUGUUCUGAGGAGUAGAAAAUUACUGAGGCAGCUGUCAGCCUGGUGUGGACCCAGUUCUGGGAACAGUCGGGCAGCCCCACGAGCUCCUGGCACAGGGCAGCAAGAAUUGAGCAGAGAGGCCUGCCUGUCCAUCCUGGACUGCUUCCCCAAGGCCCUGGUGUGGGUCAGGCUGUCCCUGCUGAGGAAGGGCAGCCCCGAGCCGCACACCAUGAUCUGUGUUCCAGCUGAGGAGGACCUCCUCCAGCUCAGCCAGGAUCGGCUGUACUGUGGGCCCCAGGAGCCCAAGCAUAGCGACCCAUUCAAGAGCCAGAUCCGGAAACAGAAGGAGAAGAAGAAACUAGAGAAGAGGCAGAAGCGAGGCUGUGCUGCAUCUGAGGGCCUGGCAGAGGGGGACUCUGCAGCUGGACAGCAGCCUCUGACCCUGGGCUUGUGGUCAGGCCCUCUCCCGGUUGUGACUUCUCACUGCUCCAGAGUUCUCCUUGGCUUUGUCACACAGGGAGAUUUUUCCAUGGCUGUCGGCUGUGGGGAAGCCCUGGGGUUUGUUAGUUUGACGGGCUUGCUGGAUAUGCUGUCCAGCCAGCCAGGAGUGGAGAGGGGUCUCGUGUUGCUGAGGCCGCCUGCCUCUCUGCAGUAUCGAUUUGCGAGAAUCGUUAUUGAGGUGUGAGGUCGGUUUACAUCCUGGCACAGAUAAUAACUGUGUUUGCCAAGUCCAACAACUGGAGAGUUGUUUUUGCUGUCUUCCGUUUCAAUAUAUCAUGUUAAAUUCCUUGGAAACGAGAAUUUAAAAAAUUAUGUAUUUAUGCAAAUGGAUGAAAUGUUUACCUCAUUCCAGUAAUGUCCUUGAUUUCCAUCUUUCCCUGUCCUUGCUGUAAUACUUUAAAAUUUUUUGGCAUAUAUAGCCAAAAGCUUUUGUAUUUUGAUUUCUUGGUCUGUGUAAUUCUUGCUGAAAAUAAUUAGAAGCCCUGUUGUUUUCUUGUGUCCUUUCAAGAACAAAGGGCUGUCAAGUCUAUUUGAAAAAUCUUGUGGUCAUGUGAUAAGCGACGACGGUUGUUUAAUGAUUUGAUUGUUACAGAAGUGGGAAAGACUAGAAACAUCUGGUCUCUGUGCAUGAAGUAUGGGCCCCUGUGGGCCACGUUAAAUUCUGUACUGUGAUCAGCAUGCCCAACGCUUUACACCAUAAAGAAGGAAAUCGUGGAAAACGUAUUGUUGCCUCUUUUCAGGCAGGUUCAGUUUAUGGCAAAAGUGUUGAGAUGGAACUAGAGUGGUGGUCUGUGGUUUUAUGACCACUCGUCCUCUGUGUUGUUGACCAGCGCAUGAUUCCAGGAGUUACUUAAUUUUUCUGUGCUUUGUUUCUGCAAAGAAUUUUUCAAAGCCAUAGAGGAGCAUUUCUCAAAAUAUGUUCUAUGAAGUAUGUUACCUAAGGAAAAGAGUCCAAGGACAGAGUGGGAAAUUCUGGGUUAAAUACAGUUAAGCGGGACUUCCUUGGUGACACAGUGGUUAAGAAUCCACCUGCCAAUGCAGGGGACAUGGCUUUGAGCCCUGGUCCGGGAAGAUCCCACAUGCCGCAGAACAACUAAGCCUGUGCGCCACAAACUACUGAGCCUGCGCUCUAGAGCCUGCGAGCCGCAACUACUGAGCCCACAUGCCACAAGUGCUGAGGCCUGCGUGCCUAGAGCCCAUGCUCCGCAACAAGAGAAGCCACCGUAAUGAGAAGCCUGCGCACCGCAAUGAAGAGUAGCCCCUGCUGCCAGUGCAGCCAAAAAUAAAUAAAUAAAUACAGUUAAGCACUU